This is a messenger RNA of Amblyraja radiata (thorny skate), 1189 nucleotides long. Its product is annotated as androgen-dependent TFPI-regulating protein. Bases 146 to 817 code for a protein of 223 amino acids. The record is from RefSeq and is a predicted model, not a curated record. The transcript is spliced from 7 exons. Gene Ontology annotation, cellular component: membrane; endomembrane system. NCBI's taxonomy places the organism in Eukaryota, Metazoa, Chordata, Chondrichthyes, Rajiformes, Rajidae.
GCUGGAGUCUAGAAAGAUGAGGGGGAAUCUCGUUGAAACACACCGAAUAGUGAAAGGCCUGGAUGCAGUCAAUGGAUGUCGAGAGGAUGGUUGAAUUUAUCGUCUACCACCAGAGAAGAUAGUUGAACCAGUUUCAGGUGCAAGCAUGGCUUCAACACUUCUGUCUGCAGUGUUUCAUAUCACCUCUUUUGGAUGGUAUCUGCUUCUUGUACAUGUGCUUCUCAACACUCACGCUGACCACGCACCCACCGGAGUGUUCUUAUACGCUGGUCAGUGGAAGUACCUCACCUUCCUCAACUUGUUUCUGCAGAUGAUUUUCAACGGGCUGUGCAUCCUGUCAGACAUACAGAAACAGGCAUCAUGGAUUCUCUGUCUAAGAGACCUCUUCUUCUCUGUUCUGGUUUUCCCUGUUGGUACUUUCGUUGUCGCAUCUUUCUGGAUUUUAUUUACGCUCGACAGAUCACUGGUGUAUCCUGAAGCCCUUGAUAAAUUCAUUCCUUUGUGGGUCAACCAUGCUGUGCACACCAUGGUACUGCCACUGGUCCUGUUGGAACUCUUCAUCUCCCGGCACCGGUAUCCAACACGAAGAACUGGACUCCUCAUCCUGGGGACCAUCUCCAUCUCUUAUCUCCUUUGGGUGCUGUGGAUUUAUUACGCCGCUGGAGACUGGGUCUAUCCAUUGCUAGGACUUUUUAAUCAAACUGGCCUGGUGGCAUUUUUCUCAUUCAGCCUUCUGUUGGUAAUGCUUUUAUACCUCCUGGGAGAGCAGCUCACCUUGUUAGUGUGGGGUUUAACGGGAAAAACAAAGAGAUCAUAACUGAGGCACAAGCACAGUGAGGAAUUGUGUUUGUCUUAUGCAUCCUGCACCCUUCUUGCCACUCAUUAUAGCCACUGUACACCUGCUACAUUCUCCACCACAAUUUGCCAUCAACAGAUCGAUAAUCUCCAAAUGAAUCAGGACCUAGCGCUCGCUGUUCCACUUGCCAUCCAGGGAGUGAGAACUGGAAGAGGGUGGCAACCAUGGAUUUGGAAAUUACUGAAUAAGGAUGAAGGAAGUGAGAUUUCCCACGAUACAUGUCCGCUCUCCGCGGGGUGAAGGGCCAAAGUCAUUCAUAAGUCCAUAAAUUCUAGGAGCAGAAUUAGGCCAUUCGCCCAUCCAUAAUAGAAUAAAGGGGAGGCCAUUUAAGAC